AGACGUUUUUUUCCUCCAACCCCUAAAAACAGGAUAGAAAUCCUGCUACUGCCCGUCAAACUGGCAGGGGUGUACCCGAGAAGGCCAAACUACCGUCCGGACUUGCACGAAGAACCCAAACGAGCGGAGCGACGGCAAAUGCAGGUAAAAACCUGUGAAAUUCAAUUUAAUUCAAUUCCGAGUCGUGUGGGAGUUGGACUCCGCCGUUAUAUAUGACCCGACGAUCGAUUCUAUCAACAAAAUAACACGAAAUCGAUCGAUCAUGGAAGGAGAUGCCGGAGCGCCGGCGCUAGACCUCGACGGGAUAAUCCACCGCCUGACCACAACCACCUCCGCACCCCCAAAACCUCCCCCAGUAACCCGCGCCGAAAUCAAAGCCCUCUGCGCCGCCGCGAAGCAGCUCCUCCUCGCCCAACCGAUCCUCCUCGACCUCCCCGCCCCCAUCAACAUCUGCGGCGACAUCCACGGCCAGUUCCCCGACCUCCUCCGCCUCUUCUCCCCCGCCGUCGGGGGCCCGCCGUCGCCCGCCAACCGCUACCUCUUCCUCGGCGACUACGUCGACCGGGGCACCCAGAGCGUGGAGACCGUCUGCCUGCUGCUGGCGUACAAGCUCAAGCACCCCGACGCCUUCUUCCUCCUCCGCGGCAACCACGAGUGCGCCGCCAUCAACAAGGCCUACGGCUUCCACCAGGAGUGCGUCGACCGCCGCCUUAUCAUCCCCGGGCGGUGGGACUGCUGGACGGAAUUCAACCUCGUCUUCGCCUGCCUCCCCCUCGCCGCCCUCGUCGCAGAUCGGAAGAAUAAGAAGAAGAUGUUCUGCGUGCACGGGGGGCUGUCGCCGGAGCUGGAGACGAUGGGCCAGAUCCGCGCGCUCCGGCGGCCGCUGCCCGUCGAGGUCCCCGAGAAGGGGCUCCUCUGCGACCUGCUGUGGUCCGACCCCGCCGCCGACGAGGACGACUGGGGAUGGGGCGAGCCGCGGCGGGGCGUCUCGUCGUGCAGCUACGGCGCCGACGUCGUGGCGGAGUUCUGCGAGCGGCACGGGGUGGAGUUGGUGUGCCGGGCGCACGAGGAGAAGCAGGCGGGGUACGAGGUCGCCGCGGCGGGGAAGCUCGUCACCGUCUUCUCGGCGCCCGACUACUGCGGCACAACCGGGAAUGACGGCGCCGUCAUGGUUGUCGACGGCGCGCUCGCGUGCUCCUUCCGUGUUAUCAAGCCUGCUGCUCGUCCCGCCGGGUCGUUCCUCGUGCUCGACCUCGAUCCCAACGCUCCUCCCGUUGCUCAUGAGGAUUAGUCGUCCUUGAACACUGAUUCUGUUUUAGAUUUUAUCUACUCUCUUCUUUGAUUUUUGAUUCUUGAAUAUACUUGUGCUUGUUCCGUUGUUGUUCAUGGUAAUGGAAGUUCUUCAAACAGGGA
Molecule: messenger RNA, 1413 nt
Organism: Brachypodium distachyon (stiff brome)
Lineage: Eukaryota; Viridiplantae; Streptophyta; Magnoliopsida; Poales; Poaceae
Product: serine/threonine-protein phosphatase alpha-3 isoform
Exons: 1
Coding region: 263-1291 (342 amino acids)
Cellular component (GO): cytoplasm; nucleus
Molecular function (GO): protein serine/threonine phosphatase activity
Source: RefSeq, a predicted model, not a curated record